Messenger RNA from Eupeodes corollae, 1348 nucleotides. RefSeq lists its product as uncharacterized. The transcript is spliced from 5 exons. The record is from RefSeq and is a predicted model, not a curated record. Lineage: Eukaryota; Metazoa; Arthropoda; Insecta; Diptera; Syrphidae. Bases 521 to 1249 code for a protein of 242 amino acids.
UACAAAGCAUCAGCAUCGCGUCCGGAGUUUGACAUUGCACAAACUCCUACCAUCUGCGUGAUAUUCGGAUUCUCUAUCGCUUAGGUUCAGUUAUUGUUUAGCUAUCGGGUAAGUCGUGUCGUGUUCUGGUGUAUUGUGCAGCUUCAACGAAUCAUACAGCAAGUUAUUGUGCGCAUCCUACGCUUGUAUACCAUCAUCAUCAUCCAGUCAAGUAUUCCUUUCACAUUGAAUUGGAAAAAUAAUAGCAACAACAUAAAGUUACAUUAAGUCCAAAAAUUUUGUCUUGAAGUUUCCUUAUAAUUCAAAAUUGCAUUGCAAGUUCUUUGCGUUGUUUUGUAAAGUUUGUUUGUGCGAACUUUCAGUAAUUUGUUUGUGUUUCUAACUAAUAAAAUAAAUUGAUCUGAAAGCGAAGGUUAAGGGUGAAAGAUAUUUUGUGGCAAAUUAACUUCCAUUCACUUUUACAACAGAAAGUGUACCUAUUGAAGUGAAGUCAAAAUACUUAGUUAAAGUGCACGUCAAUAUGGCAUCAAACGUGCUUCUGAUUAUUUUAGUAGCAGUUACAUUUACAUUUUCAACAACAACAGGACGGAUUGUUAAGAAAAGACAAAUAUACCGUGAACAAGUUCUGCCCCAUGCUGGUGGAAAAAUUCCUGAUACAGCCUUUCAAACAGAUCGCCUGUUUUUGAAUCAUUUGCAAAAGGAAGGCAUUGCAAUACCAGAUGGCAUAGUUUUGCAACAGCGCAAUCCACAAGUCUAUCCGUUUCUAAACAAACAGUCGAGAACUGUGUACAAAGUGGCAUUGAGCUCAGAUGGAAGGUACAUACCAAAUGAAGGACGUUAUUUCUACGAUUCCCCACCAUCAGUGGAGACAACAUAUUUAGUUCCACAAAUUCAUGACUAUCCCGAACGACCAUCAUCAUCUAUAAUGCCAGCUUAUCCCGUCUACAGACAACUAAACAUACAAAAUCCACUUCUCAAUCAACCCAAACUCCAGUCGAAAUUGAAGCACAAGAAAAAAUCAUUUUUAUACUUAUCACCAUACAGCAAAACCUCUGCACUCGGCUCAGACAAACUAAAGAUCAUCAAGCCACAAACCCAAACUCUGAAAGUAUUGAACGAUCCUUUGGGAAUUUUGUCGAACAAUCAUCACUUUAACUCAAACUAUGGUCAUGCUCAUCUCUUCAACGAAUUCGACAACUUAUUUAAUGAUUUUCAGCUGGACAAUCCGAGGCCUAUUUAUAAACAAUAGUUAAGUUUUAAGUUAUGCAUAUCAAUUAACUAUUUUUUCACUUUUUGUAUUUUUAUAUGAAUGAUCAUUAUUUCAUUACAUAUUCCCUCUGUACUUUAU